This is a messenger RNA of Zea mays, 2741 nucleotides long. RefSeq lists its product as uncharacterized. Gene Ontology annotation, biological process: pattern specification process. NCBI's taxonomy places the organism in Eukaryota, Viridiplantae, Streptophyta, Magnoliopsida, Poales, Poaceae. Gene Ontology annotation, cellular component: nucleus. The record is from RefSeq and is a predicted model, not a curated record. The transcript is spliced from 15 exons. Gene Ontology annotation, molecular function: chromatin binding. Bases 344 to 2479 code for a protein of 711 amino acids.
CAUUCUGGUCCACUGUUACCCAUUCGUUUGCCUGAUCCAUACCAAAUGGUAGUAGCGUUUUGCAAUCGAUUACCCAUUCUUUUGCCUGAUGCAUAGUAGCCAUUCCCCAUUCCCACAUAGGAGUAUUUUCCAAUCCAUAACCCACGUCUUGAACCAUCAAAACGUUUCCCUUUCCCGUUCCGACUCCCAUCCAAAAUCCAUUCACCGCCUGCCUUUUCUUCUCCCGUCCACCGUGUGCGGGCUGCGGGGAGCGCUCUCCUGCCGCUACUAGGCGACCGCCGCCGCCGUCCUACGUGCUCGGGUCCUUCCUCGGCUAUCAACACCUACCAGUUAUAGGGCGUACAUGUGCACACGCAUGUCCUUCACCGGGUCCGCCCCUGAGUCUUCCGAUCCCAAUAAGCAACCUGCAAAAAAGCAGACUCGACAAUGGGCAGCGUGGACACACCAAGAGGAGGAGAAUUUCUUCAAUGCACUGCGGCAAGUAGGGAAAAACUUCGACAAGAUUACACACCGUGUUCAGAGUAAAAACAAGGAUCAGGUCAGGCAUUACUAUUAUCGUCUUGUUCGACGCAUGAAGAAGCUAUUGGGUCCUAGGUUCUCACUUGAUGCAAAAAACUCCAAGGAUACCAUUGCUGCUAUGCUUCGCUGGUGGUCUCUGCUUGAGAAAUUUAGCUGCAGUGCAUCAAAGCUGCACCUGAAGCCUCGGAGGUUCAAAACAUUUGUAGAAGCAUUGGGAAAACAACUGCUGAAGGACAGAAAUAAGUCCAGGAAAAAGCAUUCACGAGUGGAUAUGUGCAUAUCUUCUCCAUCUCCAGUUAUCAGCAAGGCUCCUGGGGAUGAGACUCCUCCUGUAAAGUUCUUGUCAAUAGAUUCUCAAAAUGGUAGCAGAGUAGCAUCUCCUAAAGGGACAAUUUUCAAGCGGAUUGCAGAACCAAUUUCUAACAAGUCAGGAACAACUAAAGGGGACCUCUCUGCCACAAGAACCGUGAAACAGAAAAGGAAGGCAGGUGGUGCUGUUGCAUCUGCCGCAUAUAAAAAAUGGGAGAGAGCGGCCAUGGCUGGUGUUUCUUUAGUUGCUGAUGCGGCUGAGGAGCUCGAGCGCAACACGAUUAACCCAGGCAUGUUAUGUAAUGUUGAUGCAAGAACACUGACUUCAUCAUCAGACAGACUUUCUACUGGUGAUGGCAUUAGCACAAAUCAUAUGAAGGAAACAGAUUCACAAGCACCUGUGAAGCUGAAGCUACAGUUAUUUCCAAUAAACGAAGCUACUCGAAAGGCAUUGGAGAAGGAUGACCAUAAUCCUCAUUUAGAGCUCACAUUAAGCUCUAGGAAGAAAAUAUCAUCUGUGCUAGAACAUCUAAACCGAAAAUGGGGUAACUCAAACAUCGCAUCUGGAGAGCUUAUUCUUUUUCCGUAUUGUGCUAAUCAAGAGGAUUUGGCUACAUAUCAGAGAUGGACAACAAGAGAUACUGUUGCAGUCGCUGAUGUGUUUCUUUCUGUGAAUAGCCCUUCUGUUUUCCGUUUAAGGUAUGGUUGGUUUUCCCUUGUUGAGCUUGGAGCAGGAGUAAGUGACAUAUCUUUAACACAUUUUGAAGAUUGCAUGAGACCGGAAGUCAUCCAAGUCAAAUCACCAUCAGGAGAUAAGGCUUGUGUGCAAAAGGAUGGCAAGAACUCUGAGCUUCCGGAUCAGCCGGCUAAUGUGCCCCACUCUCGGUUUGGCAGCCAAAAGCAAGUGCAGGUUCCUGUAACCCAAGCUUUUGAGGAUGAUCAGGGAAUGAAUUGUGUGGCAAUAUCUGAAGUAGAGUGGGCAGAUACCCUUACAGAUAUCAGUGUUGAGCACUUACUGACAGAAGCAUCCAAAGAUUUAGAUUGCGUGGGGACUAGUGUAAAAGAUCCUUUGUUUCUUGAGAAUCCAUGCAGCUAUGACUCGUUUGAUGCUGUUGUUGCCCUUCAUGCUUCUCGUUAUCAAGCAUCAGAACAGCCAGCCCAUGCUCCCCAUUCAAACAUAUGGGGAGCAGAAGAAACAUGUGAUGAGUUCAGUUUUAAUUUGUCAGCCUCCAGGAAGCAAGAAGGGUCAAACACUUCUAGCAGCUCUCCUGAUACUGACAAUGAAGUUCAUCCUUCAAAUUCAGAAGGAUUUCGAGGUUUUCUUCAGGACUUGACUGGACGAGAGACUGAUGCUGAUAAUCCUUGUAAUGAUGACGCCAAAGACGAAGAGGAGUUUUAUGCUAAAUCACCACCUCGAAAUGACAAAACUAAUGAGUUGAAGGAUCAACCUUUAGCUGACAUAUAUUGGCCUGAUUCACUCGGACCACUGGACUUGGACAUACCGGCCGUGAGAUAUCAAACCGAUGACAUACUGAUAGGGGACAGUCAAAGUAGUUGGAAUUGGAACCGCCUGAUGGCAAAUAGCCUCGAUGCAUUUCGAAACCUGUCAUUCUUCUCGGAUAAGAAUGACUCGAUUCCGUCGAUCAUGUAGAACUGGGGAUGUUACGGUUUCUACGACUUGCUGUGUUGGUUAGGAAGGAACCUCCAAUUCUGCAUUUCGCUGAAGAAUAUCCAACAGAUGCGGAUUUGAUGCAUACGUGAGGUGCUCGUGCUGUUGUAAGAUAACAUAACGGAUGUGCUAACCACUCCAUGUAAUUGUGUUGUCCUUGUACAUAAAGCACAUACAAGCACUUGGAUACAAGUAAAGCUUCUGGGGUUCGUGUAUAAGAUCAGUUUGCCUAAUGUCCAUCAAA